GACAUCGUUUUGGAUUGAAAACCCCUCUACUCGGUGGGUUAAACCCGCCUCCGGCAUAUUGAUCUUCGUCGGAGGAUAUGGCGAUUUCAGAAGAAGAAGAAGCCAAACUCGAAAGGUUCCUAGAUUGGCUUCAGGUGAAUGGAGCUGAAUUAAGAGGCUGCAACAUCAAAUAUUCUGACUCCCGAAAAGGAUUUGGCAUAUUCGCUUCCACUGAAACUUCCGAUGAUGUUUUGCUUGUUGUUCCACUUGAUCUGGCCAUUACCCCUAUGAGAGUUCUUCAGGACCCUCUCCUGGGCCCUGAGUGCCAGAAAAUGUUCCAAGACGGACAAGUUGAUGACCGCUUUCUCAUCAUUUUAUUCCUCACUUUCGAGCUUCUUCGUAUCAAUUCUUCGUGGAAGCCGUAUCUUGAUAUGCUUCCUACUCGAUUUGGCAAUCCUCUUUGGUUUUCUGAUGAUGACAUCCUUGAGCUCAACGGGACUAACUUGUAUCACGCAACCGAGUUACAGAAGAAGAAUUUGCGGUCGCUUUACCAUGACAAGGUGGAGGUCCUGGUGAAAAAGCUUCUUAUUUUGGAUGGCGAUUCCGAAAGCAAGGUCUCCUUUGAACACUUCCUCUGGGCAAACUCUGUAUUCUGGAGUCGCGCCUUGAAUAUUCCUCUUCCACAUUCUUUCGUGUUUCCACAAAGCCAGGAUGAUAUCGGGGAAUGCCCAUCAACAAGUCAUUCACCGGAAACGGCUCCAGUUAAUUCUAAUGAGGAAAAAGAAAUUCAGGCUCAACCUGGUGCGACAUCUGUAGGAUCCGGAGAUACAAUAUGGGUUGAGGGGCUUGUUCCUGGCAUUGACUUUUGCAACCAUGAUUUGAAACCUAUGGCGACUUGGGAAGUUGAUGGGACCGGAUCAGUGUCUAGGGUUCCUUUCUCCAUGUACCUUCUCUCCGUUUCUCAACGUCCUAUCCCAAACAAGGAGAUCUCGAUCAGUUAUGGUAACAAAGGAAAUGAGGAGCUUCUUUACCUGUAUGGGUUUGUGAUAGAUAACAAUCCAGAUGAUUAUCUCAUGGUACAUUAUCCUGUUGAGGCGAUUCCGAGUAUCCCAUUUUCUGAUUCCAAGGGGCAGCUGCUUGAAGCUCAGAAUGCUCAACUCCGGUGUCUCUUACCAAAAUUGGUCCUAAAUCAUGGGUUUUUCCCACAAAUCACAUCAACAAUUAGAGAAAGUGAUGAGAAAGAAACAGUGAGAUCCUGUAAUUUCAGUUGGUCUGGGCAGCGUAAGAUGCCCUCAUAUAUGAAUAAACUAGUUUUCCGAGAAGAUUUUAUGACUGGCUUAAGGACCAUUGCCAUGCAAGAAGAAGAGAUUUACAAGGUCUCAGCUAUGCUUGAAGAGCUUGUAGAGUCAAGACCAGGCGAGCAACCUUCUGAAACUGAGGUCAGGAUGGCGGUAUGGGAAGCAUGCGGGGAUUCUGGAGCUUUGCAGUUACUUGUGGAUCUCCUUAAUGCAAAGAUGAUGAAGCUGGAAGAGAAUUCUGGCACUGAAGAACAAGAUGCUAGGCUCCUUGAGGAGGCGUGCGUCUUAGAGAGCCAUGAAGAAGCGAGGGACUUGGAUGGGAGAAGGAUGAGCAGAAACAAGUGGUCAAGUGUAGUGUACCGUAGAGGACAGAAACAGCUCACAAGACUGUUCUUGAAGGAGGCAGAGUAUGCCCUUCACUUAGCUCUCUCCUCUGACUAUUGACUAUAUAGCGGUGUUUUGUUGUAGAUUCCCUUGUUUUAAACAUAAUAUCUAUUUCAAAUGCUAAAUAAGUAAUUAUGGUAUAA
Messenger RNA from Arabidopsis arenosa, 1804 nucleotides. The record is from the annotation of a GenBank genome assembly. NCBI's taxonomy places the organism in Eukaryota, Viridiplantae, Streptophyta, Magnoliopsida, Brassicales, Brassicaceae.